AUGAAGGGCCAGGGAAAAAAGGCCGCUUCCGAUCUUCCGCCAGUUGUCCUUCAACAAUUCUGGGCGUCGUACAAGAGCAGAUACGAUUUGAUUCGUCACUGGCAGAAGCCGGAUCUUUCCAAUACCUGCUGGCGCUUCUUUCCCUUCCUUGUUGUGAAAAGGAGCAUGGGGGAGCACAGAGCAGGUGGGACCAAGGAGCGGUACCCGUGGGCGCGCUACCGCUGGCUGGACUCUCUCCUGGGCCUGCCCUCCCGGCGCCAGCGCCUCUUCCUCGCGCACCGCCUGGCCACGAGCCCGCUGUCCAAUGCGCUGGGUGGGGUCGUGUUCCUGGGCACGCCCUUCUACAUCAAGACCUGGCACCGCCACGGCGUGCUGCUGCUGCUGGUUACCACCGCUGUGUCUGUGGGGGUGACGUUCGUGGUCAUGUGGGGCUACGUGCUGCUGUGGCGCGUGAUUGUGCUCGCCAUUGCAGGCGAGCUUGCGAGCACUGCAUUUUACAGCGGGAACAUCUACCACGCUCCUGGCUUCGAUUGGUCGCAUGCCAUGUCAGCACUCGUCAUCCACGCCGGCAAAUUAGACGAGGCCAGCCUGGCACUUUCCACCGAGCCUAUCGCCCGAGCCUACAUCGUCCCGCAGCUAGCCUCCAUGCUCAAAACCCCCUUCUGGAAACCCCUUCCCCGCCGCCCAACCACAAACAAAUGCUCCAAUUGGACGCUUUACAUCAGCAACAGUGCCCAGAUUCUCUUGUGGAACAUAAUUUUCAUCCUGCCCGCAACAGCUGUAGCACUGCUGUCUCGCCUGCUGGCGCCAUUCGUAAUCUCGGUGGUGCGGAGGGCGAUAGUGACAGCGAGCUUUGGGCUGUCCCCCAAGGAGCUGAGCUUCGCCAGUGUGUUUGUGGACGAGUGCCUCCACAUGGACGAGUGGUCGCCAUCACACCACGUGGAGCACUGGAACGUGCAGAAACUACUGGCGCUGGCCAAGACGCGAUCGUUGCGGGGGGAGCUGAUGGCGGGGUAUGAGGAUGCCACGUGUGACAUGGGGGAGGCUGUAUUCGGGGAGGGGCCACUUGAAGAGGGGGUGCCUCAAGAGGGCGUAACUGGGAAAGGGGUAGCUGCGGAGGGGUUGAUUGGGGAGGGUAAGGUGGAGGAGAGAAAGGAGCAGGAGGUUGGAAAGAGGGAGGUGAGGGUGCGGAGGCAAGGGGAAGGUGAUGAAAGAGUGGGUGCUGAGGGUGCAGGGAGUGCAGGGAUAGCCUCAAUACUGACAAGAGUGUCAAGACCACAGCAGGGCCGCUGCAUGCAUGCAGCUGAGCCCCGUGAUUCACGAACGGGGCUCUCAGGUACCCAGUUGGGUUUGGGGGAGGCCGUGGAGUCAUGUGGUGCCGCCCAACAGCAAAUGGUGGCAGCAGCAGGAGAGGAGGGAGGGCAGGGCAGAGCACCAGGAAGCGUGAGGCGGAGCUUAAGCCGCUUCAGACGGCGCGUGACAGCAAGGCGCUUCAUGGAACAGGCUCUGCGACAGGGAGGGGAGAGAGGGGAGGGCGGUGAGGAGAUGGGUGAAGGAGGGGGUGAAAGCAAGGAAGGACGAGCGGGGGAAGUGGGCAGUGCAGCAGAGGGAGUCGGACGUGCGGCACGGAGGGGGGGACUGGGCGAGGCCUCCGUUGAGGGUGCAAGUGAAGAGAUGAAAGGAAAGCAGCAGCAGCAACAGCAACAGUGGGUAACAGAGGAGAAGGGGGUGAGGCCGAGGCAUGAGGGGCAGCUGAAGAUGACAGGAGUGCAGCACGGCAGCGGCGGCAGGCAGCAGCGAGUGAGUGCGAGAGGCAGCAGGGAAGAGCGGGUAGCGUAUGACUUCCUGUGGAACGACGGCGUGCUGGAGGCAGCAGCGAGUGAGUGCGAGAUGUACAAGCUUCUGCGCCCGCAGCUGCAGGCCAUCACCCACAACCCGAGCCUCUCCGACCAGGAAUGCGUGCGUCAGGCGCCCACUCACACGCAGCCCGCAGUUGAAGGUGCAUGUGGCAGGAAAGCAAGUGCCAACAUGGCCCGUUUGGAUUUGAGUUUUGGGAGCCCUACGUGGAGUGUAUCAUUCCCCCUCUUUGACCUGGUCCAUGUCUCCCCCUCCUCCUUCGUGCAGGUGAAGCAGCUGUGUGUGAUGAUAGAGGAGCGGUUUGGCGAGCUGACCGGCCAAUUUGACCUUAACCACGGGGCUUACUUCCGAGAUCCCCGCAUUAUCGGGGCUAUGGUGCACUUCCUAGAGCACAGAGAGCUCCCUGAUUGGUCCAGGGAGAUCGACACUGAUGUGUUGAGGGCUGAAGAAAGGAUCAGGUUUGGGAGACUUGGGCAUAGGUGUGCAGGUGGAUAG
This is a messenger RNA of Closterium sp. Yama58-4, 2352 nucleotides long. Lineage: Eukaryota; Viridiplantae; Streptophyta; Zygnematophyceae; Desmidiales; Closteriaceae. The record is from the annotation of a GenBank genome assembly.